Messenger RNA from Trifolium pratense (red clover), 3524 nucleotides. Its product is annotated as ataxin-3 homolog. Gene Ontology annotation, biological process: protein deubiquitination. NCBI's taxonomy places the organism in Eukaryota, Viridiplantae, Streptophyta, Magnoliopsida, Fabales, Fabaceae. The record is from RefSeq and is a predicted model, not a curated record. The transcript has 3 exons. Gene Ontology annotation, cellular component: nucleus. Gene Ontology annotation, molecular function: cysteine-type deubiquitinase activity. The coding region runs from base 2170 to 3099 and encodes 309 amino acids.
AAAAUUAGUAAAACAAAAACACAGUUUUUCUUCCUUUUUUAUCGAUCAUUUCAAAGCUCUGUUUUUUGCUGAAACAAAUCCUUUCUUCGUCAUCAUCUUCUUCUCCUUCAUCCCGAAAAUGGGUUCAUCUCAACGCUUGUUCAACACAGAAAUAACUCUUCACGAGAUCCUUGGAAGUGGUCAAGUUGCAGACUUGAUACUAUUGGAGGAAGAUGAAUCAAAUUGGGAUGAUAUUGUUGGUGACAUCAGCGGCUUUUGUUGUUUUUGAGAGAACUAGGUAUACCCUUUUGUCUCUUGUUUCUAAUGUUCUUAAUGUUCUUAUUCUCUUUGUUAUUAUUCUUUUUAUUUGGGCUAAAUCAGCAUCAAUUCUCAAUAGGUAAAUAAAUAAAUACUUAUACAUUUAUGUUUGAAUACUCUCCAGUGCCACUUCAUGUGUUGAGUUAGUCCAUGUAGAGCAAAAUGCUAGCUUAAAUUGGCUCCUCGAUAGUGUCCCUUAGAUUAGUCGGUCAUUGAACUGGAUACGGAGUCUUAAAAAAGACUUUAUUGUGAUGUCUGAACCAUAAGGGCUUGCUUGAUUUGGCUUAUUUGAGCUUAUAUAUUAAGAUAUAAACUUGUGAAACUCUUCUUUGAGUGAGCUUCUGAAAACAACGUAGGAAUGUCUUUAAGUUGUUUUCAACUUAUAUCCUUAAACUCUCUAGUUCUCUAGAAUAGCUUAUGAAAACAAUCUAUAACUUAUAUGAAAACUAUUUGACUUUAUUUUACGGUUUGUUAUAGAAAUAGCUUAUAAUACAUAAGCACUUAUAUGAUAGGGCUUUAUAUUAUAAACACUUAAUUAAGUUGUAUAUCCGUGAUGAAUUGUAAAAGGGUUUAUUGAUCAUUGAGAUCUUCAAAUUUAGACAUUCAUUAUGAUCUAGAAUUGUAAAAUAUUUGUAUUGUUUUUUCAUUUUUGGUUUAUUUGGUACAUAGCCAUUUGUUUUAAUGGAAAAAAGUUGUAUGAUUUGGAGGUUGAAGUUUGUGUAACAUGUAUAUUGUAUGCUUAAACUGUAUAUGCAAAUGGAGUUUGUAGAUUAUACAUUCUUAGCUGUUGAAGAUUUAAGAAAUAUGAUGAAUAGUUUUAAAACUUAAUGCUCUUUGUGCAACGGUAGUGUAAGUCUGCAAUGAUGUUUACUGUUUAGACUUGGUUUAUAGAUUGUAGAGACAAUAGUUAUCAGGGAUUUGGAUUCUGUGUAGUAACCGUGUGAUCCGAUAAUUGCAUGACGUAGUUAUUGAUUUUGACUUUCUGAUCUCAAAUAAACGGUGAAGAUAAUUUUAAGUUAAUUUGUUAAAGUUGUAAUGUGAGCCAACUGAUCUCAAAAUCGGCGUCGGAGAUCAAUCAAUGUGUGCAACUGAUGUAACACCAAGUCUUAAUUCUUAAAGUGCCAUGAUUAGGGUACUAUCACAUCAAUCCUCCAAAGAAUUCUAUCACCAAAAUUAGUCUCCUCAAUGAUUAGGUGUCAUCGUAUCAAUCCUCUAAAAAUUUUGUUACAAAAUUAGUUCCUCAAACCUCCUUACGCCCAAGAUGGGACAUCUAGAGUGUAAUCCAAGUCACCGCAGGUGGCCCAACGAAUUUUGAAUAGGCUCUGAUAUCAUCUUAAAAUUUGAAAGUCUAGGCUGGUUUCUCAAGAUAUUGCACUUGGUAAGGAUUCAAGGCUGUUUCUGAAAGUAGCUGCAUACCUCUUGUUAAUUUCUGUUGUUCGUGGCUUCACUGAUUUUCUUACCUUGGCAUACACAAGUAAUUUUUUGAGCAUUAUUUGGUCAAAACAGACUUAGGGUCGGUUUGGAUUAGACUAUUUAAGUUUAUCUACUAGUGUAAGCAUUUGUGAGACUAUCCUGACAUUCUUAUUCCGACUUUACUUAUCGACCGAACUCGAUAUUACCAGGUUUUUUCUUGGUAAAUUAAUUAAUUUAACUGUUAAUUAAGAGCCCGAUUUGUUAUACAAAUUUUCUUCCAUUUAUGUCUAAAGCUUCCAAUCCAAAAAGCAAAAGAAAAAACGACAGAAAAGAGAAAAUAAUAAGAAUAACAUAAAAGGAAAAUGUUAAUAUUAUAAAUAUCAUAAUUAGGGUUUAGUUAGUAUUCGAUUCUGUGAAAUCGAUUCAAUUCAGUUCAAUUGAAAUCGAAUCGAAGCGGCGAUGGAAGGAGCAAACAAUGGAGGUAUGCUGUAUCAUGAGAGACAAGUAUCCAAUCUCUGCGCUCUUCAUUGCAUUAAUACUUUGCUUCAGGGUCCAUAUUUCUCUGAAGUCGAGUUGGCUGCACAUGCUUCUGAUCUUGAUCAAAGGGAAUGGCAAAUGAUGAUGCUCCCCGCUGCCGGUGGUUACGUCUCGCAUAAUGUAUCCCUUGGUGGCAAUUUCAGCAUCCAGGUUAUACAAAAGGCUUUGGAAGUGUGGGACCUACAAGUGAUUCCACUUAAUUCUCCGGUCGCCGAGCCGGCGAAGAUGGAUCCUGACCUGGAAAAUGCCUACAUUUUUCAUCCGCAGGAUCACUGGUAUUCUGUCCGCAAAGUGAAUGGAGAGUGGUAUAACUUUAACAGUUACUGUGCAGCUCCAGAGCGCCUUUCCAAGUCUUGCCUUGCAGUCUACCUCAACUAUUGGAAAGGCCCUGGGCAGAGCAUAUUCGUGGUGAGAGGAAAUUUUCCAACAGUGUUUCCCAUCUCUUCAUCUGAAGAUUCCACUGGUUUUGGGAAGUGGCUUUCACCUGAAGAUGCUGAGAGAAUAAACAAAUCCUUCAAUCCAGAACAGCAGACUCCACAAGGAGUUGUUGAAAGUGAACAACAUUCCAAUCAGUUUCUUUCAGAAGAGAGAAUAAACAACUCCUGCAACUCAGUACAGCAGGCUCCACAAGAAGCAGUUGUUGAAACGCAACAACAUUCGAGUCAGUUUCUUUCAGACGAGGAAGAUGAAAUGUAUUCAGACGACGACGAUGAAGAUCUAAAUGUGGCUUUAGUAGCUAGUCUGAUGGACUCAUCCCCAGUCGUAACCAAUGCUGAAGCUAGUCUACACCCAAGUGACGAAAGAAGCCAAGUCGCGUCUUCUUUUGGUGGUGAUAAAGAGAACACUCCCUGAGAGAAGUUGUAAUUGAGGACUAUAGUCUAUACCAGUUUAGUUUGUUGAAACAUCCAUCAGUAGCUUAAAGUCAUUGUGCUGUGCAAGGAAAACCCUUCAACAUUGUAAGGAAAAACCCUUCAACAUUUUUCUUCUUCUGAUUAUGAUAUUAUCAAGUUUGACAAUGUUUAUUAUGACCAUUUAUCAUUUCUAUCUGAUUGUGAUUGGCUCUAGCUAUAUAGUUUGGGCAAUUUUGUUGGCACUUUGCAGUACCAUUGUUGUUUGUGUGGUAACUUUUAGAAUUUGGAUUGAGUUUAAUUCAAUCCACAAAACUGAUUUGUUAACUACUACUUAGGCCAUAUUACUAUCUCAACACCGCCGGAUGACCCGACCUGAACCAAUUCGUUAAUUAUUGGAUUGGGUUGGUUCGUUUAACAAAAAAAAAA